This is a messenger RNA of Mesorhabditis spiculigera, 369 nucleotides long. Lineage: Eukaryota; Metazoa; Nematoda; Chromadorea; Rhabditida; Rhabditidae. The record is from the annotation of a GenBank genome assembly.
AUGCUGGCCACCCUUCCGAUUUUUCUGGCUUUGUUGCUGAUCUUUGAAGUUGCGUUUUCCGAUGCGUAUUCAAGUCACCGGAAUCGGCAAUUUUCGCUGGGAAAGUCAUCUCCGUCGAGGCUCAGGCGCGACGGGCCAGAUCACGAUCCGCCAUUCCGGAAAUGCGGCAGAAUGCUAGGCGAAGAGCUCAAUAACGUCUGCAACAACAGGAUCAAGGGGAGAUAUUUCGCGCCUGGGGAAAAAACACUCGCCGACAUGUGUUGCUACCAGAAGACAUGUACGAAGGCAUACUUGAAGACGUUUUGCGACCACAGUCCCGAUGCUUCAGAAACUCCAAAUAAUCUGUACAGCGAUGAGGAGCUACCCGUC